Molecule: messenger RNA, 786 nt
Organism: Spodoptera litura
Lineage: Eukaryota; Metazoa; Arthropoda; Insecta; Lepidoptera; Noctuidae
Product: lipopolysaccharide-induced tumor necrosis factor-alpha factor homolog
Molecular function (GO): zinc ion binding
Source: RefSeq, a predicted model, not a curated record
GCGAAGUCAUUCGAUGGUUUUCCAUCCUUAAAACAAGGACCUUGUGCUGAAUAGUUGUAUAUCACCCACUAGAGCGAAAAGACAAAAGUGCUACCACUUCGAUAGCAUAAGUACCCGCUACACGAAGCAUAAUUACAUAAUGGAAAGUGAAGAAGUUUCUUACUUGGUUUGAUUAUGAUAAUUGUCAGUAGUCUAUUAGCAUACUAGAAGGGUCGACGGGAGCCAUUAAAACCGUUCUUUUAACUUAUUAAAUGCAGCAUUGUACUUUUCGAAUCAAAAUGAACUCCGUACCUGUCGGUCCAAAGCCGUGUCCGGUGGAGUGUCCAUCUUGCAAAGCGACUAUAAUCACAAAAGUGGACAAGAAAGCUACCAUAAAGACCCACUUAAUGGCAUUUUUAAUAUGUUCACUUGCGUGUGGUUUAUUUGGUUGUUCCUGCUUGCCAUACUGUAUGGAUUCCUGCCGUAAUGCUGACCACUACUGCCCCAACUGCCAGGCUUAUUUGGGUACUUAUAGACGAUAAAUUUCAUUCAACGGAAACAUUAUGCAUUGUUCUUAAAUAUCUGUUACCUUUCAUGUUACCUUUGUAUUAUAAUUACUUUUGAAUUUUUGAUAAAAGUUUUAUGGUUUACUCACAUUACUAUUCGACGAUGUUACUCGAAUAGUUUCAAGUCACGCCUGGGGUCUAUAAAUUGACAGACGCACGACGCUCAAUUUUUCUUUUAAAUUUUUGGAGAAACAUGUAUCAGCACGAAUGGGCCGUAUGGACCGGAGUGAUACCACGGCCU